Molecule: messenger RNA, 1263 nt
Organism: Miscanthus lutarioriparius
Lineage: Eukaryota; Viridiplantae; Streptophyta; Magnoliopsida; Poales; Poaceae
Source: the annotation of a GenBank genome assembly
AUGGCGGCGACGGAGGGGCAGUGGGUGCUCAUGGCAACGGGGCGGACGCCGACCAACAUUGCGGUGAUCAAGUACUGGGGAAAGCGGGACGAGGCGCUCAUCCUCCCCGUCAACGACAGCAUCAGCGUCACGCUCGACCCCGACCACCUCUCCGCCACCACCACCGUCGCCGUCAGCCCCUCAUUCCCCUCCGACCGCAUGUGGCUCAACGGCAAGGAGAUCUCGCUGUUAGGAGGAAGGUUUCAGAGCUGCCUCAGAGAGAUCAGAAAGCGUGCUCGUGACUUCGAGGACGAGGAGAAGGGCAUCAAGAUCAAGAAAGAGGACUGGGGGAAGUUGCAUGUCCACAUAGCCUCGUACAACAACUUCCCCACGGCUGCUGGUUUGGCCUCUUCGGCUGCUGGACUUGCUUGUUUCGUUUUCACCCUUGGAAAGCUGAUGAACGUGAAAGAAGAUUAUGGAGAACUUUCUUCAAUAGCAAGGCAGGGAUCUGGGAGUGCAUGCCGCAGUAUAUAUGGUGGUUUUGUGAAAUGGUGUAUGGGAGAAAAAGAUGAUGGAAGUGACAGUAUUGCCAUGCAGCUUGCUGAUGAAACACAUUGGAACGAUCUUGUAAUUAUUAUUGCAGUGGUCAGUUCAAAGCAGAAGGAAACCAGUAGCACCAGUGGGAUGCGUGAUAGUGUUGAAACAAGUCCCCUCUUGCAGUACAGGGCCCAGACAGUAGUGCCAGGUCGUGUGUUGAAAAUGCAAGAGGCUAUCAAGAAUCGGGACUUUGAAUCCUUUGCCAAAUUAACUUGUGCAGAUAGCAACCAGUUUCAUGCUGUAUGCUUAGACACGAGCCCUCCCAUCUUCUAUAUGAAUGACACAUCACACCGGAUAAUUAGCCUUGUGGAAAAAUGGAACCACUCAGAAGGAACCCCACAGGUUGCUUACACCUUCGAUGCUGGGCCUAACGCAGUCCUAAUUGCACAAAACCGUAAAACUGCAGCACAUCUCCUCCAGAAGCUCUUAUACUAUUUCCCCCCACAGGAUAAGGAUUUGAGCAGCUAUUUGGUUGGUGAUAAAUCGAUUCUAGGUGAUGCUGGAGUGCAUUCCAUGGAAGAUGUGGAAGCUCUUCCAGCACCUCCAGAGAUGAAGGUACCGGAUCAGAAAUUCAAGGGUGAUGUUAGCUACUUCAUCUGCAGCAGGCUUGGGGCUGGUCCAAAGGUUAUUGCCGACGAAAGUCAAGCAUUGAUUGAUUCAGUCACCGGACUUCCAAAAGGGGUGUAA